Arachis ipaensis is the source of this 2018-nucleotide messenger RNA. RefSeq names its product heavy metal-associated isoprenylated plant protein 45-like. The record is from RefSeq and is a predicted model, not a curated record. Lineage: Eukaryota; Viridiplantae; Streptophyta; Magnoliopsida; Fabales; Fabaceae. Gene Ontology annotation, molecular function: metal ion binding.
CAGUUGGCUAAAUAGAUAUAUUAGGUGGAGCCAUCAUAAUUCACAAGCUAUGAUUGAUCACGGUACUUACCUUAAAAAGUCAGUAAAAUAUGUUUUUCAAUUUUCAUCUUGAAGAAAAACAUAAUUGAUUUGAAGGCGUGCUGUGAUUGUUUCUUUGCUUUUCCUUUUAUUUAGCUAUAAAGAAACAACUGUUCAAAAUCUACAAGUCGUGACGCUCUUGUGUGUUAUGUUAUCCAUCAGAAGUAACUAGGAUGAACUAGAGUUUCACUUUUACAAGGUGCAAAGCAAUUAUACCUCAAAAUAAUUGAUUGAUCUUUUACGUUUUGGUGAUGGCUAUCAUUGGCUUUAGUUUAUAGUAAUUAAGAAAUCUGUGAUCUUACUUUCUUCAAUUUCUAUACCUAUUUUCUCUCUGUUUUUCUAGACUCUAGCUGUGCAUGCUUCUCCACAUUCUUUCUUCCUUUUAUAUUGUUGGCCUUCCAAGAUGCCAAUGAUAUGUAAAGAGACAAUUUCCUUUUAAAGGAAAAAGGAAAAUUCGAUUCUUGAUAUGAACUGUUUGUAUUACUAUUAAUCAUAUUUUAUCUUAUAGUGAGAUAUUGUAUACAGUUGAAGUUUAUAUGAAAAUCUAGUCUACUCUAAUGCAACACAAUUGCAACUUUGCUUCAUGAUACUUCCACCGGCUUCCUUACUAAACUUGGGUAAAUAUUUUUCAACUGUUCAUUCUCAUGUUUCUGUGUCGUUAAGCUUUUGGAAGAAAGAAUCUUCCAACAUUUUCCUUACUAAACUCUUAGCUAGCAACGGUACUGAGGAAGUCCAAUAUAUAGUAGCAGUUUGGAAGAAUUAAAAUAAAGUUGAGAGAGAAGGCUCGUAUCCCAAUGGCGAGUAUACCAAACUUGCUACUUGGACAUAUGACAGAUUGGAGAUAAUAGUAGACAGAAAAUUAACACCAAAUGUUAAACAUUCUGCGUGCAACUGUUACAAUUCAUCAAAGCCAAGAAUUCAAUCUCUCUCUCUCUCUGAUCAUAACUUGGGUCAAAAGGAAGAAAAGUGAUGUUGGACCUGUCAAAGCCAAUCAUUUCAAAUUCUGAUACACUUCUUUGCUUUGCUUUGCGUGGAUCGAAAGCCUUGGGCCUUGUAUCGCAUAUUCCAAAGCUCAUUGUGGUGCUACUGUCCCUGAAAAAGCAUGUGGUCUUGUCUUGUACUACUUCCACAUCAAAUUUGCCAUCAAUCUCAAAACCCAACGCAAUCCUCACUCACUUUAAUGUGAGCUUGUCCUUGAUUUGAUGUUACAUAGUAGUAUAUAAAUACAACCCUGUCUGUUUGUCUCUCUCACUCAUUGGAUUAACCAUAUCAUUUCAAAUUGCUUCGGAACUGUUGUGUCUCAAUACUCAUUAUUGUACUUAUCUGUCACUCCCGAGUCCUGGUCGUCCUUCUUCAACAUUUCAUCUCUAGUUUGAUUUUGAAUUUCAUCACUCCUUAGCGUCACUUAUCUCCUCUCAGCAGUUUUCAUGGAGAUUGUGGAGUUAAAAGUGGAAAUGGUUUGUGUACACGAGAAAAGACUAAGGAAAUGUCUAUCAAAAUUGAAAGGGAUAGAGAAGGUGGAAGUGGAUGCUAACUGCCAAAAGGUAGUGGUGACUGGGUACAUACACAAGAACAAGAUCCUAAAAGCAGUGAGAAGGGGGGGUCUCAAGGCUGAUUUCUGGUCUGCGCAGAAUGAAUUGCUUAAUGCUUAUGUCAGUGCCACAUAUACCAGCUUUAGAUUCAAUCCCUUCAACUUUUUCUAGUUUCUUUCACAUCCUCCAACCCCAUCAAAAUAUGAUAUAAUAGGUUCUUUCUCUUUUGGAGUUUUCUUAUUGGGUCUCUCUCUAUAUAUAUGGAUGACAUGCAUGUUCUAUUUUUUUUCUCUCUCAUUCCAUGGAAGGAUGAAAGUCAGAAACCAUGACCAAUCAAAUGUCACAAGAACAUCUAUAUCAAAAUGGUUGGGUUAUGACUUAUGAGUUAUGACACUCUUUUUUCACAAU